This is a messenger RNA of Hippoglossus stenolepis (Pacific halibut), 954 nucleotides long. It is a transcript of the gene psma4, whose product is annotated as proteasome 20S subunit alpha 4. Lineage: Eukaryota; Metazoa; Chordata; Actinopteri; Pleuronectiformes; Pleuronectidae. The record is from RefSeq and is a predicted model, not a curated record. Gene Ontology annotation, cellular component: proteasome core complex; cytosol; nucleus. Gene Ontology annotation, biological process: ubiquitin-dependent protein catabolic process. Bases 119 to 898 code for a protein of 259 amino acids. The transcript has 9 exons.
AACUUUUGAGUCGCGCAAUAAAAUCGUCUACGCCUCUUGCGUGUGUGUGUGACGUCAUCACAAGGCGCCCUACAGAAAGCAUUUAAAGCGCAGUGGAGUUUGACUGCAGCCUUCAAGAAUGUCUCGUCGAUAUGAUUCCAGAACCACCAUCUUCUCACCUGAAGGGCGUCUGUACCAGGUUGAGUACGCCAUGGAAGCCAUCGGCCACGCCGGCAGCUGCCUGGGAAUUUUAGCCAACGAUGGCGUGUUGCUGGCCGCUGAGAGGAGGAACAUCCACAAGCUGCUGGAUGAUGUGUUUUUGUCAGAGAAAAUCUACAAGCUGAAUGAAGACAUGGCGUGCAGUGUGGCGGGAAUCACAUCAGAUGCCAAUGUACUGACCAACGAGCUGAGGCUUAUAGCUCAGAGGUACCUGCUGCAGUACCAGGAGCCAAUCCCCUGUGAGCAGCUGGUCACAGCUUUAUGUGACAUCAAACAGGCCUACACCCAGUUUGGAGGAAAGCGUCCGUUUGGAGUCUCGCUGCUCUACAUGAGCUGGGACAAACAUUACGGCUUCCAGCUCUACCAGAGUGACCCAAGUGGAAACUACGGAGGCUGGAAAGCCACCUGCAUUGGAAACAACAGCGCUGCAGCCGUCUCCAUGCUGAAGCAGGACUACAAGGAGGGAGAGAUGAGUCUCUCCUCAGCCCUCGCCCUCGCCGUCAAGGUCCUCAAUAAAACUAUGGAUGUCAGCAAGCUGUCUGCAGAGAAAGUGGAGAUCGCCACCCUGACCCGCGAAAACGGCAAGACCUGCAUCAAGGUGCUGAAGCUGAAGGAGGUGGACGAGCUGAUCAAGAAGCACGAGGUGGAGGAGGCCAAAGCUGAGAAAGACAAGAAAGAGAAGGAACAGAAAGAAAAGUAGUGACGCCUGUCCGCACUUUCCAUUUUUUGUGAGAGAAUAAAUGUGAGCUUGUGUCU